AUGAAGCUUUUUCUAGUACUACUAUUUCAAAGUCUUUUUAUCUCGUGCUACUACUACACAGAUGGAUGGAGGGGCAACAGGUACCACUCAUACACCAGUUCCAUCCCUUCCUACCACGCAGUGCACAGGUAUACCCAGUCUCGCAUUAUCCAUCCGUACGGGAGCUACUACAACCAUCCAUACAGCACGCCGUAUGGCACUGCAUACAACACAGGGUAUGACUACUACAACGGAGAGUAUGCAGCGCCCUAUCCAUACCCCAACUACCUGGCAUAA
Nematocida minor is the source of this 276-nucleotide messenger RNA. RefSeq lists its product as uncharacterized. The coding region runs from base 1 to 276 and encodes 91 amino acids. Lineage: Eukaryota; Fungi; Microsporidia. The record is from RefSeq and is a predicted model, not a curated record. The transcript has a single exon.